GGCGGCGUAUGCAUUGGUGUUCGUGGCCCGUGAACGAUCGUAUGCCACCGCCGUCGCGGUCGUGCUUUGUGUGAGGGUAUCGUGUGUUCAAUUAUAUAAAUAAAAAAGAAACACUCGCCGUCUUGGUAAUUAAACAAACUAAAACUUUUUUAUCGAUUUGGCCGAUCGUCCCUAAGCUAUUGAUGCUAUUAAUUACUUUAGUCGUGUAAUAAUGGUGCCGUUAAUUACGCGCUGUUUACUAUUAUUCGAACUCCGUUGGCCACCGUCACUGCUUUUGUCGUAGCCGGACGCUUUAUUUUUAGACCCGUCAUCCGCCACCGCCGCGUAUAUCAUUCCCGUUCACGUCGUCGACACCGCCAACAAAACAAGGAACAUCAUAGGGCGGCAAAACACUUUAAUAAAUCUUUUUUUUCUUUGCUACCUCGUUUCACUUUACCACAUUACGUAUUCGCAUAUAGACACACCGUAAAGGUCAGCGGCGCGCGGAGUGAUCGAACUUACCAAGCUGGCCCAUCAGUUUUGGCUCGGUUGGGGUUCGGGCUCGGGCUCGUGCCGCGCGCAAACGGACGAGGAAAAGAAGGAGAAGAAGGAGAUGGCCGAGGCGGCGGCCCGGCACGAGCUGUAUACACAACAGCAGUGGGCCCACCAGAGGGCCGAGCGGGCCGAACGCAACGCCGAGAGACUUGAAAGGGAAAUACAGGCUCAAGCCGCGUCGGCGGCCGCGUCCGAGUCGAUGGCCGAUCAACUCCACUAUGCCGACAGCCUGUCCGGAUCAGUACAAUCUAUAUGCAAGGCGCCCAUAGCCAGCUUGGACUGUAUGGCCGACUUGGGCAGUACCACGGAACAGCUGUGCGCCAAACUACAAGCGGCGGCCAGCAAAGAUUCAGCGGACCGCGCCUGUUCCACACAGUCUCCGAGCCAGACGUCCGGUUUGCGAUACCGAAACUUGGGUAAGAGCGGUCUGCGGGUGUCUAACAUUGGACUGACCACGUGGUCUACGUUCAACACGACGUCCAGCGAAGAACAGCUGGACGCGGUCGUGACAGCCGCGUACAAUGCCGGCAUCAACCUGUUCGAUCUGACUGAAGGACCACAAAACAGCGAACAGGCCGAGAUCCAGUUAGGCAACAUACUCAGGAAGAAAAACUGGAAACGAGUGUCGUACAGCUUGAUCACGAAAAUACACUGGCAAUACAAGUCUGAAGAACGAGGGUUGUCCCGCAAGCACAUUAUAGAAUCGGUCAGGUCGUCCGUGGCCCGUCUACAACUGGACUACGUGGACAUAGUAUUAAUCCAGAAGGCCGAUCCUAUGUGUCCUUUGGAAGAAGUGGUAAGAGCUAUCGACUUCUUGGUGUCCGAAGGGUUGAUCAUGUAUUGGGGCACGGCAAGGUGGUCGCCUAUAGACGUCACCGAAAUGUACACGGCCUGCCGACAGCUCAACUGCCCAACGCCUAUCCUGGAACAAUCCGAAUACCACAUGUUAUGCAGAGAAAAAGUGGAGAUCUACAUGCCCGAACUUUAUAACAAAAUCGGGGUUGGUUUGAUGGCUUGGUCGCCAAUGGCCAUGGGUCUCAUGCCAUCCUUGAAAGAUUCGCUCAGACACCGCACUAAUGCUAAUAGGGCCAAAUCGUUGAGCAUUAGCUGGAGCCAAGACGACCGCAAACCUCCAGCUAACAAAGAAGAACAAACUACGUCUUCUAGAAGCACAAAAGAAAUAAUGUGUUCAAUUUCGUUGAUAGCCGAACGCCUGGGCUGUAGUCUGGUCCAAUUAAGCAUAGCGUGGACAUUGAAAAACGAGAGCGUACAAUGUCUGUUAUUGGGUGCGGCAACAACACAUCAGUUCUACCAUGCUUUACAUGGACUUCAGUUGUUGCCAAAACUCAAUUCAACUGUAAUGGCUGAACUAGAACGUAUACUUGACAACAAACCCGUACGACCACCGAUGGUGUCUACACUGGCAAUGAGAUGACAAACAGUGUGCCCCCCGGGUGUAUUGGGGGGCACUGGCAUGAAUGUCGAAGGCGUUAAAGAAGGCAACGAUGAGUUUGACACUAAAGAACGAAAAAUACCGUUUUGCGUAAUUCAAUAAACCUCGUUGUUCUAUUAUUAUAUUAUGAUACAACAUCAUGAUGUUAGUAUUAUAGAUUUUUUUAAAUUGAAAUUAUACGUCCAAUUUUAAUUUA
This is a messenger RNA of Adelges cooleyi (spruce gall adelgid), 2183 nucleotides long. It is a transcript of the gene Hk, whose product is annotated as voltage-gated potassium channel subunit beta-2. Gene Ontology annotation, biological process: potassium ion transport; regulation of potassium ion transmembrane transport. Gene Ontology annotation, molecular function: voltage-gated potassium channel activity; transmembrane transporter binding; potassium channel regulator activity. NCBI's taxonomy places the organism in Eukaryota, Metazoa, Arthropoda, Insecta, Hemiptera, Adelgidae. The transcript is spliced from 8 exons. The record is from RefSeq and is a predicted model, not a curated record. Gene Ontology annotation, cellular component: voltage-gated potassium channel complex; cytoplasm. The coding region runs from base 593 to 1969 and encodes 458 amino acids.